AUGGCGUCGCCAACUCAUAGUGAUGCGUCGUCGCAGAGCCGUGAUUGCGAGCUUGAGCUGAAUUACGAGUCUUCUGACUUCGAUGUCGAGGGUUCAUCACUUGAUGGAGGAAUACGGCCCUACCAAUUUGAGCCCGAAUUUAACGGCAACAGUCACAUUGAUUCUGCUGAAGAAAACGAUGAUGCUUUGGUCGAUCGCCUGAAUACUACCGAGUGGUGUCAGUGUUACAGAUGCCAUGUCAUGCCCUCUGUUGAGGAAUGUAGAUGCUGCUAUGAAAUAAUGCAGGUGAAAGCUGUCUGUGAUGAAGUUCCAAAUACAGCAUGCAUCACAGGACAUCCUGGAUUUAAGCCAGUGUGUCUGGACAAGUAUGUAUUACUAACAGCUUAUCAUGUGUAUAGACCGUACCAUGGAACUAUUCCAGAAUCCUCAGAGAGAUACAGGUAUGUUGCCUACAGGCAACUUGUCCGGUGGUGCUGGGGAUAUUUAGGCAAGGAUGUCAGAGUUCCACUUCCAUCAUGUGCAGUUCAUUUCAUCAGAGAGACAUUUCCUUCACUGAAUGGAGUGUAUCAGGGGUUUAAUUAUGUUGUUGAUUAA
Molecule: messenger RNA, 594 nt
Organism: Saccoglossus kowalevskii
Lineage: Eukaryota; Metazoa; Hemichordata; Enteropneusta; Harrimaniidae
Source: RefSeq, a predicted model, not a curated record